Molecule: messenger RNA, 1632 nt
Organism: Cladocopium goreaui
Lineage: Eukaryota; Dinophyceae; Suessiales; Symbiodiniaceae
Source: the annotation of a GenBank genome assembly
AUGGCUCGCUCCCGAUCUCGUCCCCGUCGUGCUCUUCAAAAUUCUGCCCAUGAUGACUUCUUCGGCAUGCCUUCGGUUCCGAAUACCGCCCCUACGAUUGGACGCCUUCGACGCGUUUUGGUCAUCAUUGACUUCAGUGAAGUACGUCAUGUUGCAGAAUAUUUGCAGCUUCUUCGUGUGACGCUGGGAGAGCUCAUCUCCAAUGUUAGUGACCAAAUCUCGGUAACCUGGGAUGGUCAGAUCGACCCUGACGAGCAACGAUUCCAUUUUAUCGGCCUUGAGCACGGCAUCACCGGCUUCGCCAGACCUGCCACCUUGAGUUCUGAAUCUCUGAGCCAUGAUGGCCUCGCCCACCUGGCAGGACACCUGGUGAUCUUGGAGAAAGAGUACAACAAGGCGUGGUCACGGGGUCGGCCUGGCUGCCGUUGGGCCAUGUUGGGCCCAUUGGGCCCGUUGGGUGUUCGUUGGGCGCUGGGCACUGGAGGCAAUCAUGAGUCGGCUUUGGCUGAUGCCUCUCGGUGCUUGGAACUUGAUCCCGCCUAUGUGAAGGGCUACUCCAGGAAGGGCAAAGCACUCUUCGAUUUGUCUCGGUUAGACGAGGCGGAGGAAGCCUACAAGGCCGGCUUGGAAGUGGAUGCUGAGAACCAAGGCUGUACGCAGGGUUUGGCAGAUGUCAAGGCUGCAAGGGCUCGAUCUUCGGGGUCAUCGGGGUCAGGGUCUGGUAUGGGAAGCGCUUUCUCUAACUUCUCAGCCUCAAGCUGGCUACAGAAACUGAAACAAGCAGGUAUUGGCGGCCGUCUGCAGAUGUACAUGGUGGCCUUCGCUGGGUAUUACAUGUACAAGAACUACAUGGGAAAUUCCAAGUCUCCACAGACGGAGACAGAUAAAGCAACUGCAGAACCGGAAGCUGAGGUCAGGUAUUCGGCCCGAAGUGUUGGGAGCCUGCAGAGAGGUUUCGAGCAGGUUCAAGGCCUUUGGUCCUCAUUCUUAGAGUUGCGAGAAGGUGAGCACUCCUUGGUGUUCUUGCAUAGAACAGCUUCAUCCGCAGAGGCUGAGUUUGCAAAAGUCUUCCCUGCUGUGCAGAAGGUGUUGGGAUCUCCUCUAAGUGUUUUUGCGCCAGAUCGCCCUUGCCAUGGGUAUUCGCCUUGUGGAGGAGCGGCAGGUGACGUGAAGUGGCCGCAAGGGCUUUUGAAGAGCCGACAAGCUCAGCACAUGGCCUACGUAGCUUCCGGAAAGGAGGCAGCGCACACCAUCUUAAAUCUCUUGCGAGAGCGGCAGGAAGCAGCCCAGGUGCUUCUCAUAUCGCCAGGGGUUGCUGCUGAUAGACCUAGCUUAGCAGACUUCCAGCAGUGGUUGAAGCGGCAGAGGCAGUCGCCACGUGCCUUGGCUGAUGCUGUGAGAUGGGCAGCUUCCGUGCUGGAAAGUGAAACGCAGGACGAAGAUACCGAGAUUGGCGCGGGAAGUCCUGAGGGCUGCUCCAUAACAAUUCUCACCGAAGCAGGUGAGACCGAGGACAAAGUCUUCCUGGAGGAGUUAGAGGGGCAAGGGCAUGUAGUGAGGAGUCGUCAGCUUUCACCUGAAGAGUCCCUGCACGAGGAGGUGGCAAAGGAAGCUUCACAACUCCUGGCUUGA